AUGUAUUCCAAAUGGCUACUUUCCUUAGGCUUCCUGGCUAGUGUGGGUCUCUCCGCGGCCUCUCCAACUGUGUAUUUGAUCCGUCAUGGCGAGAAGCCCAGUGACGGUGGUACUGGUCUCAAUGCUCAAGGCCUCAAGCGGUCGCAAUGCCUGAGGAACGUCUUUGGCGGGGAUUCCCCAUACCAGAUUGGAUAUAUCAUGGCGCAGAAGCCCAAGAAAAUAACAGAUGGCAAGCGGGCCCGUCCCUACGAUACAGUCCAUCCUCUUGCCGAAGAUCUAGGUCUCACUGUAGAUACUUCCUGUGAUCGAGAUGACGCUGGAUGUGUCAAAGAUGCCGUCAAUGAGUAUGACGGAAAGGGCAACAUCCUAAUAUGCUGGGAACAUAAGAGAUUAACAGAUAUUGUGGCGGAGCUUGGCGACGACGAUGCGCCGGAGUACCCCAGUGAAAGUUUUGAUCUGAUCUGGACCGAUCCUUCGCCAUAUUCCAACAUUACUGAGAUCACCAGUGAGCACUGCCCCGGGGUGGACGAUAAGGGUGGUAAGGACGAUAAGGGUGGUAAGGACGAUGAGGAUGGUGAGGACGAUGAGGAUGAUGAGUAA
Aspergillus affinis is the source of this 600-nucleotide messenger RNA. Its product is annotated as putative phosphoglycerate mutase family protein. Bases 1 to 600 code for a protein of 199 amino acids. The record is from RefSeq and is a predicted model, not a curated record. The transcript has 3 exons. Lineage: Eukaryota; Fungi; Ascomycota; Eurotiomycetes; Eurotiales; Aspergillaceae.